Messenger RNA from Lates calcarifer (barramundi perch), 2628 nucleotides. RefSeq names its product kelch-like protein 42. Gene Ontology annotation, molecular function: protein binding. The record is from RefSeq and is a predicted model, not a curated record. NCBI's taxonomy places the organism in Eukaryota, Metazoa, Chordata, Actinopteri, Centropomidae. The transcript has 8 exons. The coding region runs from base 553 to 2172 and encodes 539 amino acids.
GGAAGGCCAUGCUUCAUCUCAGAGGGCUGACUGUUGACCCACCUCCAUGAGCCAAGAAUAGACCGGCAGAAAGAGGUUCACUGCUCCGAGAUCGGGGGAUACUCUUGAAUUAACUAGAUCAGUUGCAGAACAAACCAGAAUGUUUAGGUUUUAGCUUUACUAGCCUUUUAUUUAAAAUGAUGUUUCUAUUGGCAUGUGGCAUGUACUAAAUCUGUUCUAAAUCUCUGUUUGUGCUGUUUAAGGGCACAAGACUGUGAGAACUGAGGCAGGGAGAGGGAGACGAGCCCGUGGUACGUGAGCUUAACUGACUGUUCUGUCCUCUCUUUUUCCAUUGUACAGUGGCUGUUUUGAAUUCUUUGGGGGGCUUGCCUUACCUUAUAUGGAGGAUUUGCUGUACCAUUCCAAAUAUGUGAUUUGAGCAGUGGUUGUGCCAGAGGUGUAUUGCAUCUUUAGCCCUUUAGAGUUUUGACACUUAAAUAACAUCUAGCACAGGCAGUAUUAAAAGUGUUUGGAAUGGGUUAACUUAGAUCCAGACAACACUCUGUCGGUGAGAUGAAUGCUUUCAGGCAAUAUCUUAUGAUACUCUUUGAAUGGAUAUGCUCAUGGCUGAAAUAUGGUCUUACAAGACUUUGGAGAGAUUUUCCAAUAGUCAAUACUUGGAUAGCUUCCCCAGGUAUCACAGAUAGGCAAACAUGUCAAGAAUACUCAGAAGAGUGGAAAACCAAUGAGGCCCUCCGCACAUAUCACCUUGGAGAUGGAGGUAAAACCAUGGUUACAGUCCAAACCAGUACACAUGCUUUCCAUGUGGACCUUGGAAAACUUUCAGAGAGCAGCGAGUACUUCAGGGCCUUGUCCCAUUCCAGAAUGAGAGAGACCUCAGAGAGCCUCAUCCACCUGGACCAUGUGUCCUCCGCUGUCUUCUAUAAUCUCCUUGAGUUCUCCUUCCAUAACAAUUUUAAAGUGCCUCGGGAAGAGUUGGGCACACACAUCCAGGUCAGCAGCUACCUCCUGACUGAGGCUUUCCUCUCAAAGUGCCUGUCAGUUCUGGCAGAUGAGCUCAGGCCAGAUAACUGUUUAUCCUACCUGAAUCUGGCUCAGGAGAUCUGUUGUGCAGAGCUGAAGAUGACAGUGCUCACCUACCUGAGUAGAAACGUGAUGGAGCUGUCAUUUCUCACCAGGUGUCUGAAUGAAGAGGAGAAGGAUGAGGUUGUCAACCUGAGGGCACGAGGAGACCGACAUCUCUGCAGCCUCAGGAAAGAGAACCUUACCUCCUGGAAAGAUCCAGAGACAGAAUGUGCACGGCAUGUCUUCAUCCUAAAAGGGUCACAGGACAAUGAAGACUGGCAUCCAGUUACAGAGUUUCCUUUCAGGGCUGAUAAGUGGUGCUUCACUGCAGUGGUUCUGUAUAACUACUUGUACAUCAUAGGAGGCUACAGGCAACGUAUGAAGAGAGGGUGGGAGUUCAAGAUGGCUUCCUUUAGGUAUAAUCCCUUCACUCAUACAUGGGUCUCCACAGCUCCUCUGAUUAAGCACAGACGACACUUCAGUGCAGUGGCCUGUGAGGGCUGUAUUUACGCUGUAGGAGGCUGGUACUUGGAUUCCCUGGUGACUCCAGACUCCAGCACAGCUCUGUACACAGCUGUGGAAUGCUAUGAUCCCUGGGAGGACACGUGGAGGUUCGUCUCCUCACUGCCAUUCACUGACUUCCAGUUCACUGUGUCUUUGUCCCAUGACGUGCCCCUUGCUACUAGCCUGGGACACUGCCUUUAUGUGUUGGGGAGCAUCCAGAGGACUGGAGAGAAACUGCUGCUGCAGUAUAACACGAGGCAAGACUCCUGGUGUGAACUGCUUCCCACCCUCACCAGAGCAGAUGCAGACCUCCCCACUCUUUACUUCCUGGGUGUCACCGACAGGCUGCUUGUGAUAGGUGGAAAUAACUCAGAAAACAUUGUGACAUCGUUCUGUGUGCAAUCACAGAAAUGGGGACAGGUGCACAGGGCUGAGAAAGUGGCAUUUGCAGGACAGGGGACAGUUGCAGGAGACGAGGUCCUGAUGCCAAGUAUCGAACACAACACGGUUAUAAAGAUAGAUCUCCAAACUCUCUCCCUCAGAGCUCUUCCUCCUCCACCAGUCUCCACCCGCUAUGAAGCCAUCUUUUAUCUUCACUUCUAAUGUUAUGGUUUGCUCCUUUGCAAUAUUGUACAUUAUAUGACUGUUUUUGUGGCUGAAUGUAAUAGGACUUGAGCUCCAGUCCAGGCCUGGAGCACAAUAUUUAUUAUCUUGUUUGUUGUUGGAUUUGAAAGCUGUGGUGGUAUGACCUAAACUCAUGCAACUGGUCACACAAUUAAUAUUAUGCCUCUUUGAUAAACAGCAUUAGGUCCCAUUUUCUGACCCUCUAAUCAAAGCAAAGUCAUGACACUUGAAUCUGCUGAUAAUUUCACCCCCAGACAAAGAGUAUUAUGCUGCCAUUCUUAUCGCAUGAUUACAUUCAUAUUAUCAUUCUGGAGAAGUGCUUGUACUCUCUGCAGCUGAAAAGGAAAUGUCACAUUCCUCUCAGUUACGUCCUAACACAGCACAGCAACAGAUUCAGUUACACAGCAGAGAUCUCGUGGCACAUGAGAUUAAACU